Caenorhabditis remanei is the source of this 2091-nucleotide messenger RNA. RefSeq lists its product as uncharacterized. Bases 1 to 2091 code for a protein of 696 amino acids. Gene Ontology annotation, cellular component: endoplasmic reticulum; membrane. Lineage: Eukaryota; Metazoa; Nematoda; Chromadorea; Rhabditida; Rhabditidae. Gene Ontology annotation, biological process: long-chain fatty acid metabolic process. The transcript has 10 exons. The record is from RefSeq and is a predicted model, not a curated record. Gene Ontology annotation, molecular function: long-chain fatty acid-CoA ligase activity.
AUGACCAACGAGACAGCUCUAACAUUGGCGGCCGCGGUCAUCGGAUCCACAUAUUUUCUAUAUUGUAAAUUGCUGAAAACUGCAAAAUUGUCACUUCCAAAUGGUCUAUCUGUUGAUAGACAAGCUGUUGAGGUUAAGGGUCAACCUGGCGUCUGGAAAAGUGCUCUUAUGGAAAAUGAGCAAGAAGACGUGCUCACCAGAUUCUAUCCAGAAGUUGCCACUAUUCAUGAUGUCUUCUUGAAAGGAAAAGAGAUGUCCAGCAGUCGGAUUUAUGGGAGUACGGAGAGCAAAGGGGGACCGUGUGUUGGAACGAGAUCGUCUGGCACCUCGGAUUAUGAAUUUUUGAGUUAUGAUGAGGUUCACGAGAAGGCGAAGAAGUUGUCGAUGACGUUGGUUCAUGAGUUUGGGCUUACGCCAGGCAACACGACGAACAUCGGAAUCUACGCGCGUAACUCUCCACAAUGGUUGAUCAGCGCUCUGGCGUGUAUCGAACAGUCAAUGGUUGUAGUACCUCUGUAUGAUACUCUCGGUGCAGAAGCAGCCACUUUCAUUGUGUCUCAAGCAGAGAUCAGUGUGGUCAUAGUGGAUUCAUACAAGAAGGCCGAGUGCUUAGUUCAGAAUAGACAUAACAUGCCGAGUUUGAAGAGUGUCAUUGUUAUUGAUAGUGCUGAGUUAUUGAAUGGACCGACCACAAUCGACUCGAUCCGUAUCGAGUCCUUCGACAGUGCUCUGUCCCUCGGAGCCCAAUACGAAUACAGCAAUAACCUCCCAAAACCAGAAGACAACUACAUCAUCUGCUAUACAUCUGGAACUACUGGAACACCAAAGGGUGUCAUGUUGACUCACUCGAACAUCGUAGCCAAUAUCAGCGGAUUUUUGAAAAUCUUAUUCGCUUUCCAACCAUCGAUGAUUGAUACAACACAGGUCCACAUCUCAUACCUCCCACUAUCCCAUAUGAUGGAACAACUCACCCACUGGACUCUUCUCGGAUUCGGAUCAAAAAUCGGUUAUUUCCGAGGAAGUAUUCAAGGACUGACUGACGACAUCAAGUCACUCAAACCCACCGUAUUCCCAGUAGUGCCACGUCUGUUGAACCGGCUUUAUGACGCGAUUACGAGCAAAGUGCAACAACAGGGAUUCAUGGCUAAGCUAGUCUACAACUUCGCAUUUGCCAGAAAAUUGAGUCAAGUGAAGGCAGGAAAAGGAGGAAGAGAUACCAUUUGGGACCGUCUCGUUUUCCGUAAGAUUCAGGAACAAAUCGGAGGAAAAGUGGACUUGAUGGUCACUGGAUCCGCACCAAUCUCAUCUACAGUACUCGAGACUUGUCGUGUGACACUUGGAGCCACGAUUGUUGAAGGGUACGGACAGACAGAGUGUACUGCAUUGGCUACGUUCACGUGGAUGGGCGAUCCGAGUACUGGACAUUGUGGAGCACCGGCGCCAUGUGCGUUGGUAAAGUUGGGAGAUGUUCCGGAUUUGAAUUAUUUUGCGAAGGAUGGAAAGGGAGAGAUUCGUAUCAAGGGGCCAUGUGUCACAAAAGGAUACUAUAAGGAUCCAGAAAGAACGGCCGAAUUGUUUGAUGAAGAUGGAUUCCUUCAAACGGGAGAUAUUGGAGAGAUGCUUCCAAAUGGAUGUAUUCGAAUUAUUGAUAGAAAGAAGCACAUUUUCAAACUGGCACAAGGAGAGUACGUGGCACCUGAGAAGAUCGAGCAAGUCUAUAUUAGAACUCCAGUUGCACAACAAGUAUACGUGGAUGGAGAUAGUUUAGAGAGAUGGCUGAUUGCAGUCGUUGUCCCCGAGCCAGAUGUGAUGAUGGAGUGGAAUGAGAAGCAGGGAGCUGGACAGAGAAGUUUGGAAGAGAUUUGUAAAGAUGAGAAGGCGAAAGAGUUUGUGCUCAGUGAGCUGCAUGCGAUUGGAAAGGCAAACAAGUUGAAUUCUAUUGAACAGGUCAAAAAAGUGAUUCUAUCCACCGAUCCAUUCACUGUUGAAAACGGUCUCCUCACCCCGACACUGAAAGCGAAACGACCACAAUUGAGGCUGAAAUAUAAGGAUGGAAUGGCGAAAGUAUAUAAACAAUUCCCGAAUCUAUGA